GCCCAAUUUAAGGCCACUCACCCUCUGAAAGAGCAUUUGAUUUUAGAGAUAUUAGCUAAUCUCUGAGGAGGAGAAAUUUUUUUAAGCAAAGAAUGUAAAAGCCAGUCAGAGCUUUUCUACUUGUCAUAGCAGUGACAAUCUAGAGCCAGUAAGAGAAAUAGGAGGAAGAAAGCUACCUAGUUUUAAUCUGAAGCUAGAGCACAUAAUCUCAGAUCUUUCUGGACACUCUGCUCAUGAUAAAGCAUGGAGUCAAUAGCUUGUUCACAUGGCUAUUUGAAGCUCAUCCAGAGUGCCACAAGGCCAAGCGGCCACCAGGCUGUGCUGCUUGAUGAUCCUUAGCAAUAGCUUCGUGAUGACCAGUGGAUACUCUCUGAGGAUAUCAGUGGGGUGGGCCUCCUGAGCAGAGUCCUCCCAAGGAGAGGCUCGCCACGUGGCAUGGCAAACUGCUGGAACUUUGUAUGGUUUUCAGCUGUUCUCCUUGAGCUUGUGGUGACAAUGUUUGACAGAAAGAAUUAACCGUGUUCCAUCUUGCAAGGAUCUUGGCCUUUCCAAAUGGUUCUGGCAUUUUCUAUAUGAGCUCAGACUGAAUUAAGGCUGAGUUGUCUUGAGCUGAGACUGUGAUUCAAUCUUGUCAUCCAAUGCUGGAGAUCAUCAUCUUCAAAGCACCUUAGGAGGUACUAGACCAAGUACAUGAUCCUCAGUCCUUUGUGAGCUUCUCAUAGGUUGCUAAUGGUGAGCUGAUACUUUAGUUUGCUGAUUUCCAUGCACUUUUCCAGCAUAAAAUCUCUGAACUCUGUGUGUUCAGCAAAGCAUAUAAAUGGCCUUAGGCUUCACUGAAAUAUGAAAAACUUCAGAUUAGAUUUCUGUAAUGCUCUGUGAGCUUUGUUUUACUCCUGUGCCUCUACCCCAGUCAGCAGACAAAAUUUAUGUGAGAAACAGGACCCUGAUAUCAGCAUAGAGUGCCUCGUGAUUAUUUUAUGACUUGGGGUGAACUGUGGCUUUGACUAUGAAGCCUCAUAGGUUUGAGCUGCCAAGUAAGGAAAACACAUGCUCUUUCAAAAGGUUGUGGAGGUUCCUUACUAUCUUCUCUCUGGAGCUGUGUGGAAAUAUAGUGCAGUCACUCAAAUGCUUUCCAGAUCUUCUGUGGCAUGGAAACACCCUCAAGACUGUAAUGUAGGAUUUGUCUUAUUGCCAGAAUUAUUAGUUCCAAUAAUAAUAAGCUGGUUGAUUACUGCCAUCAACUCCUAGUUGCAAAAAUGAUAAAGAAAAUGUAUUUCAACUAUUUAUCUAAUGAAAGUAUACAAGCCUUUCCAUUCUGGGAUCCAAGUAUCAGUUAGGAUAGUCCUGAAAACUUCACUGUGGAAAAUACCAUGUUCAGAUACUGAAAUUUUAUUACAAAAAUAUGAAGCCAUUGUGUAAAAUGUGAUGGGUUAAGUGAACCUAAGCUUAGUGGCUCAGAGAAACAGAAUAAACCUGUGAUUAAGUGAUUAGGAGCAGCUCUUUAGGUAGGUGCUACUUGUCUUGUGCCAUGUUGAUGUCUCCACUAGGCCUGAACAUGUCAUGCAUGACAUUCUGGUCACAUAAUAAAUCACUGUAGUAUCUUUUCCCCUCAGGAUGUACAAAUUUCAGCCUACUGGCUCCACCAUAGACAAAAAAAAUCCUGAUACAAACAAAUUCCCCAAUGGGUUCAUCUAUAACUGAUGACAACUGGAGUGUCAGUAAGCACAACACUGAGAAUGUUCUGUAGCUCUUUCAUAUUGCCAGGCAUGCUUUCAUUUCCUUUCAUUUGUAUGCCUUUUUAUAAGGAGAAGAAAUGGGUAGGAGUCUCAUAUUUUGUUGAAAGACAACAAGACAUGAGAAUAUUUAUACCUUGUUGAUCUAAUCUGGUGCAGAAUAGCAUUUCAGUUUUGAAUAGGCUCAUACUCUUUUGCCUUGAGCCAAGGCAGGCUCAUGAAAGGAGCAUUGGCAUUGCAGAAAUGAUUCCCACUGGCACUAGCUGCCUAGGAAACAGGCUGAGGAACUGCUAACAGAGAAAGCAAAAGACAAAAGAGUGAAUGUGAAAUGUCUGGAGGAGAGAACAGCAAUACGCCUUUGAAAUGUCUGGAGGAGAGAACAGCAAUAUGCCUUCUGCUGAAGGAUUAACCAAGUUUGGUCUGAGCUUUCUGUCUCAUGGAAAUUUGGAUCCCACUGUUCAAAUGACUGGAAUGAACUCAGAUGGCAGAACUUCUGUGCAAUCGACGGAGUGAAGUGAGAGUGGCUGCAGUGGGGGAUGAGGGAAGGCUGCAGAUCAGGAAGGAGAAGGGUAAUGAGGAGAAACUCGAUCAUCCUGACUGAACAUUUUGGAGAUGCUGUAGUUUGUCUGGGGAUAGAGAAUGCAAGAAAACUUCGAUGGUGAAUGGACUGCUAGAAGAACAAGCCCAUGUACAAAGAUGGAGCCAAAAUCUUCUGGGAGGAGCACAGUGACAGUACAAGGGGCAACAAGCACAGGUUGCAAUGCUAAAGUUGUAUAAUCAGUUAUUGGGUUGUUUUUGCUGAGGAUUGGUCACUGUGAAACUCUGACUCAUGACUAAGCUGGAGUGACUGAAAAAUUCAGCAUAUUUCAUGACACUAUGUCAAAUUUUACAGGGACCUGGCAGCUGCAAAACUUUCAUUUCUUCAAGACAGAAAUUAUUUGCUGACUCAUACAAAUAAAUGAUGGUAUAUUUAUCCUCUCUGGCACUGGCACCUGAUCCCUUUGACACUUUCAUGAUGCUUUGGACCAGGGCAGGAGAUAGAUUCCCUUGAAAACUGCUUUUUCAUGAAAGCUUUAACCCAGUCUUUCAAAGCCCCCAGCCCCCUCGCUGAACUUUAUCCUGCAGGGUAAAAUCUUCAAGCAAAUGGCAGCCAAAUGGAUCAAAGCAACUGCUCAGGGCUACACCCUUCUCUUGAGGGUUGCUCUGGGGACAGAGUUGUCUGUUGCUUCUUCUUUGCAAUGGUAGGCUCUGAGCUGCAGUGAAAGAACUGCUGGUUUGCUGCUUGUAUCAGUAUUCUCCAGAACAGGAAUAUUUCUGGUGCUUCAUCUGCUUUGUGUGGGGAUGUGGUCACAGAUGUCUACUGUUGGUACUACAUUAUGACUGGGACUCUGAUGUGUUACACAGCUUUACAAAGUUAAGAGCAACAUCUUCAAGAGUUAUGUAUACAUGUGUUUUCUUAACAACAUAAUGUAUAUACAAUGGCUUGCUUUAACUGAAGUAUCCUUUAGUUAAAGAACUAGUACUUUUAGAAGUAGACCUCUCAUUAACUAGCUGGACAAGUGCCAACAGCAAAGUGCAGAUAUACUUCUAUCUGGACAAAAGUCUGUAUUUCUGGUUAUUCAAAAUACAGAACGGUAUCUUUCCUUUUCAUCUCCAUAGCAUGGAAGGGAGUUUGGAGGUAAUAGUAGCACCUCAGAUUGCUGCAGCAGCUGCUUGUAUGUUUGUGCCCCAAAAUCACUUUUUUUCUGUCUUGGCAUGAAGAAGUGCAUGUUUGUGCAGUGUUCGCAGACUGUUUGAUUACUCCUGUCGUGCAUUGCCUGGCAGAGACAUGGUGUUUCUUAAAUGAACUGCUGUUUCUUCCCAGCUUAUGAGUGAAAGGCUAAACAUUAAGCAGACACUAACAAGAUUCCAGUUCUGAAGCACAUUUUAGUUCUCAGCAGUUUGUUUUUUGCCAUACAUCCAACACUGUCUCCUGAGGGAAAAAGCAAUACAAUUAACAUGAGAUAGAUAGAUUUGGUUCAGUGUACUCAUAUUCCAUUACUGUAUCAACCUAUUUGUGAUUCUCAUAGUAUUGUGUAUGUUCUGAUUUUUUUAAUUAUUAUUUGUGUUGUUGUUUCAAAAAGGCACCAUUUUAGAUGUUACAUUUUCAGAAGCCGUCAGAUUUCAGCUAUUUUGGAUACAUGGGGCGGAGAAAGGAGACACUGAGAACCAAGAAUUAUAAACAUGAUUUUUUUUUUCCAUUACCAGCAGGAAUAUCCUCAUCUGAGUCCUAUUAGAGAGGUAACUGCCUUCAUUAGUAAAAUAAACCAGUAUACAAUCACAGCCAGCCUAAAUGCUUGGGCUCAACAAUCUAAUUUAGAAACUUAUCUAUGCUGUGUUUGAGUAGAGAGGCCUUUCUUGUAUUAUCUGAGUAAACAGAACAGAUGCAGAUGCUUGCCAGGAGUUCUGAGUCUCACAAAUUGGUUCUACAGACUAGCUUAAAUAUGCCUUAUAAAUUCACCAGUCUUCACUUAGUGUACUCAAGCUUCAAAGCAAGCAUGAAGACUAGAAAUGCAAUAUUAAUACUUACAGAUCCAGCUGCUGUAACUCAGACCACUCAAACAAGAAGAAUGACUCAGAAAGAGAAACAAGAGUAGCACAUAAAACACCUCUUUUAUUAAUAAUUUUCCACUGGCUUUACCCGAUCCUGUCUUGCUUCACUGUUUGCAACAUGGUGAAGACAAUCAUCUCGCUAUCGCUGCAGAGGUGCUUUCAGUCUCUUACAAUGCAGCUAUCUAACUGAGGGACACCAAGGCUGCUGCGGUUCUCUGCAUGUCCACACUUGGCCCAUGAGCAGUUGAGAAUUAAUUCAGUUUUUCCAGUUGCCUUUUUACUAGUUUAAUUAAUUUUCCUCCUUUUCCCAUCACCAAACACGCUUUCCCAGAUGACAGAGAGGAAAUGUGCUGGAGGAAAUAAUUUCUUCUCCAUCAAAAAAGGUUUUAAAUCAAGAUUUUCUGAGUGCCUGGUGAUUUAGAGGUCCUCAGUGUUUCAAAUGCUGAGAUGGAACAUUGUAAAGUGACAGAAAAUACCAUGUACUUACCCUCUGAUCCCUGAUGCUAUUUAUUUGAGGUUCCCCGAAUUGGCAUAGAAGAUCACCAAUCAUUUUUUGGCCCAGGCCCUAUCUCAGACAUACAAAAAUCUUGUUCCCAAACUUCUCCUUCUUCCCCAGGUCAUUAGAUUGUCUGAAAGGUGCCAGCUGUGAGGUUUUAAAACUGUUCCCUGUUCUCUGAGUUUUCAGGGUUCAUGUUUUCCAAUGUAAUCUCAUGUAAGUCUGAUUAUUCUUGUCUUUUGGAUAUAGAAGACUUCCUACCUGCCUGCCUUCCGGCCUAUCUAACCUAUAGGCUAAGGAGAUCAAACAUUGUACAACUGAAGGAGCUUUCCUGGAAUGGGAUAUAUCUACACUAAUUCAGCCCAGCAUCUCUUGUGAUCACACAUGCAACUGCAUUGUGCCCAGCCGCUGCUGCUGUGCCCAGCCAUUCCACAGGCUCCAUCAUCUCCUUGGCAUCCCAUUGGAAGGGACUGUGGGAGAAAAGGGCUAUGCUUCACAUGAGAGACUGGGUUGAUUUUCUGCGUGGUUCACUCCAGGCUUCCUACAACAGACAGCUUAUUAUCUCGCCUUGUGAAAAUCAUGCUUGACUUCUGGGAGACGUCUAUCAAAAGGAAAGAAUAGACUGAGAAGCUGGUACUUUCAAUCUAAUUAUGUAGCUUGGUGGUUGUUCAGUGAACCUAUUAACUGCUUGAAGUGACUUGCAUCUUCACAGAGGACUAUGGGAGUAUGCUGCUCGCAGAAGCUUUGCUGGAAGAAUGCUUGAAGGAGAACUUUGCCAAACUGAAGGACUCUAUUCCACUGACAGAGAGGAAUGAGCCAAAACUGAGUGAGGCCAAGCAGCGUCUGACCAAUGUCUUGAUCAGAGGAAAACUACGACCUAAAUAUAUGACAGAAGCUAUGCUGAUUCUUGGAAAGCUUCAUUACGUAGAGGGAUCCUACAGAGAUGCCAUCAGCAUGUAUGCAAAAGCAGGAAUUGAUGACCUCUCAACAAAAGAUGAACCUUUGUAUAUGCUGCGUCUGGUGGCUGAAGCCUUUGUUAUUAAAGGUCUGUCUCUGGAGCGCUCAACCAACUCAAUUGCCUCACGUGCUCGCCUGUGUGAAAGGGAGGAGGAAGUCAUGUCUUGCUUUGAGACUGCAUGUGUCAUUGCUCAAGUGUACCUGCAGGAGCUUGAAAAGACCUUAAACAACACACAUUCGAGGAGUAUAAAGGGCAGCAACACGGCAUACUCUGAGUUUGAACUGUCCUACUUCCUGGAAGCAGCUCUACAGAGUGCCUACGUGACUCAUUUAAAAAAGGGCAAUAUUGUGAAGGGAAUGAGGAGUCUGCGAGAAGUAUUACGGACUGUGGAAACAAAAGCUACUCAGACCUUCAAAAUGACUGCAGCCAAACAGCUAGGCCAAGUGCUUCUCCAUUCCUUAAGUGAAGACUGUUAUUGGAGCCCUUUAUCUGAUCCUCUCCCUGAGUUCAUGAACAAGGAAGAUCAGUCUUACAUUAGCAAUCUUCUUUGUCGGAAGCCCGAGCUAUACACAGAAGAGAAUGUUUACUGCCCUCAGGACAACGUAGAAGAGGCUCUGCUGCUCCUCUUAAUCAGUGAAUCCAUGGCAAACCGGGAUGCAGUGAUCAGCCGUGCCCCUGACCAGCAGGAUGACCGUGCUGUCAGCCUUCGGGAUGCUUCUGAAGUCUACGACCUUCUCAGCAUCACUCUGGGCAGAAGAGGGCAGUAUGUCAUGCUUUCUGAGUGCUUGGAGAGAGCCAUGAAGUUUGCAUUUGAUGAAUUUCACCUCUGGUACCAGCUUGCCCUAUCGAUGGUGGCUUGUGGAAAGUCAGCAUAUGCUGUAUCGGUGCUCAGAGAGUGCGCUAAGCUGCGACCAACAGAUCCCACCGUUCCUCUUCUGGCUGCCAAGGUCUGCAUUGGGUCACUGCACUGGCUGGAAGAAGGAGAAUACUUUGCUAAAAUGGUGAUAGACCUGGGUGAGGAUGCUGGAGAGUCCCUAGCGAAGGGUUACUUGGCACUGGGUCUGACAUAUAGUCUUCAGGCUACUGAUGCUACUCUGAAGAGCACUCAGGAUGAAUACAACAAGAAAGCACUUCAGACUUUGGAGAGAGCACGGGAGUUGGACCGGGAAGAUCACCAAAUCAUCCUCUACUUAUCAUUGCAGCUGGCUAUUGUCAGACAGAUUUCUGAUGCUAUAGAACAUCUUCAAGAAGCACUACAACUGUGCAAAGAUGACAUGAACUCACUUCAUCUAUUGGCCCUGCUCUUUUCAGCUCAGAAACACUAUCAGCAUGCACUGGAAGUUAUCAACAUGGCUGUUGUUGAAUACCCAGAAAGCUUUAGCUUACUCUUCACCAAAGUAAAACUGGAAUGGAUGCAUAAAGGACCUGAGGAGGCUCUGGUGACAUGCAAACAUAUGUUGCAGAUGUGGCAGAUGGCUUAUAGUGUUUUACAGCACAGUGGCUCUGAGAAAGGAAGUAGUGUGGCCGAAACACCAGUGAUCAAAAAGCAUAAUGGACUUCAUCUCACGCUCCCGGAUGCUCAUGAUAAUGAUUCUGGAUCACAGCGAGCCUCUUCCCUUGCUGCAUCAAGAAUGGAACAAGCCAUAUCUGAAAUAACAAUGCGGAGCAGCACAAUGAAGCAAGGACCUAUGCAGCUGUGGACAACUCUUGAACAGAUCUGGCUACAAGCUGCUGAACUUUUCAUGGAACAACAGCAUCUCAAAGAAGCAGGCUUUUGUAUCCAGGAGGCAGCUAGUCUUUUCCCCACAUCUCAUGCUGUACUGUACAUGCGUGGGAGGCUUGCAGAGAUGAAAGGCAAUUUGGAGGUGGCUAGGCAAUUGUACGAUGAGGCGCUCACAGUGAAUCCAGAUGGAGUUGAAAUUAUGCACAGCCUGGGCUUGGUGCUGAACAGACUUGAGCGAAGGGAGUUGGCUCAGAAGGUCCUCAGAGACGCCAUCAGGAUCCAGAACACCAGCCACAGGGCCUGGAACAGCCUAGGGGAGGUCUUGCAAGCUCAGGGGAAAAACGAAGCCGCCGUUGAAUGCUUUCUCACUGCUCUGGAUCUUGAAGCCAGCAGUCCUGUCAUCCCGUUCACUGUAAUACCCAGGGAGCUCUGAAGUGUCUUCAUUCCAUGGGCAAACACUGAAUAAACAAACAAAAAGACUUGCAGAGAAGAAACUGGAUUCAACAGAAAGGCAAUUGUAACCUUGAAUUGAGCAAAAUAGUUCUAAUAUGUGGCUCAGGGGAACAUGCUUAGCUGAGACGAGCCUAACUGCAGAGGAGUUUGCGAGAGGCAAAGAGAGAUUAUGCCUUUUUUUUCUUCACAGAUGCCUGGUUAACCCCCUGUUCAAGUUAAUAGCAAGAUUAUUGCAACCAAAAAUGUUGGUUCAAGCUGAUUGACUGUACAAUAUCUCGUGCUGGAAUACAGUUGUUCAAAGCACUCGCACCUUUCAGUUUUCAUUAAGGAUAAAAUCCCAAAUCCAAAGAUAAAACCUCCAAGCCCUGAGCUAAAGCCCAGACCAGCUCUGAGCAGGACUGAGUGUACCAAUGAAUGUACCAGGGUUUAUUUAAGCACGUGGCUGCCUCUGCAUAGAUCUGGCAGAAUAGGAAUGACAAUUAAAUCAUAGAGACACAGUAUAUACCACUUACAAAAUCAUUUCAGCUAUUCUGAUGGUAUUUCUUCCUGCCUUGCUCCUAUAUACUGCAUAUACUCAGUAUAUUUAGUGUGGCAUUUGCCUAGAUCAAUUCAAAUUAAAGAUGCCUUUUUUGUUUGGUUUUGUUUAUAAAGCUGCUAUAGUAACACAGUUCACAAAAGCAGAAAGACCAAAGACCCAGUUGGUUCACAUUUGUCCUAGUGUUAAAAGCAUGUAUGUAUCUCCAAUUACAUAUUCAUUGAAAGGCCUCUCUUGAAGUAUCGUAACUAUAAACUCUCUGAGCUUCAUUGUUGUUAAUCACCUAUUCCAUCACUUUUAGUGAGGAAUGAAGUGAUUACCAGCGUUUAGUGCCUGCAGUUUGUGCUCUGCUGCAGUACUGGCCCUGCCACUAUACACAUUCAUAUCUGCCUCUUCAUGAUAUAAAAGGUAGCAGCAGUCUGUUCAGGUGAAGCACGCUGAAGGCAGCGUGCAUAUAUAAAGAACUGCUUUUCUUCUACAACCAAAUGCUUGGAUUUUCUGCAAGCAUUUCACAUCAGAGGCAGGGAGCUGCGCCUUCAGCUGGGCGGGCUGCUGCUGAGCACCGUGUCGGAUGAAAGAGUGAUCUUAGAGCUGACUGAAGAGCUCCUAAUCCAUUUGCACGGCCGGGCUGCAAGGCAGCUGCCUUACCUCACACUAAGCCGAUCCGAUCCGCACAGCCCUGUGUGACAGGCCUGUGGCCCUGCAGCACAGCACACACGUGCCAGCCCCACAGUGAAGAGGAUGUGGAAAUGAGCUGUGGGUGCUUUUCUGUGCUAAAAGCUGGGGCCACGUGCCCAUUUCUGACCAAAGAAUGUUUGUGACUUUUUCUUAAGUGGGUUUGCACUGAAACAUGCUGCUUACCGUAGUUCCGUCCAGUAUUGUGGUUCUUUUCAGAAAUCAUCAUAACUUCAGGCAGCAAAUGAACACAAGUUACUCUUCCAAGUCCCCAGGGCUCAGGAGCAAACCUGAUAUCAGCCAUUUUUACAGUCAUUUUGGAGCCAUGUUACCCAGCCAUAUCACUUGUCUCCAGUAGCACCAGCAGCAGAGGAAGGAGUAGGUGUUGAAGUACCACAAUUGAAUGGGUUUGUGAAGCUAGAAAGACACAGCAGAGACCCAUUGUGAAGGAUGCUUUGAAGUUGACUUUGUGCUACAGGUAGGAAAAGGGGACGCCAUUGUUGACAUGGCAUGUAAAUUAUUAUCCAGGCGUUUUAAACCCAGUUCCGCUGCUCAAAGCAGUCUGACGGUAGGUUUCAGUAGAUAUAUAUAGAUUGCUGUUAUACUCUGAUACUUGUUCGGGUCCGCAAGCACAGUUCCAGCAUGGGAGUGAGCCUUCUGUAUAGCACAGAGUCACUGUGGUCUGACAUCACCGCUCUGCUCUGCAACAUCUGUCUGUCAGGCACUGCCAUAGUAACGCCUGUGUACCAGACAGCCAUUUGAGUACAUGCUGUGCAUGUCUCUGUGACCGAGGAGCUGUUUGCAGAGGUCUGCAAUGCGGCCGGUCCGAGCCCUGGCAGGAGGUACCAUUAUCCCAGCAGCAGCUGAUAAGCAAACUCACAGCCCUUGUUACUGCUGCAUGCAUGGCUUCCAUGCAGCCACCAGUAUCGUGUACCUUACCACCAAAGGAAGCUUUAGUUCUACGAUACUCAGCUCCACAGCAGUCACCUUCCCAGAAAAGCUGCGUGGUGUGCAGCAGCCAUUGGAACUGCAGUGCUGAGAGGCUGUGCUGCAGGUGUGGUGAGGAGGACAUAGCUCCCAUCAGCAGCAGUGAGAGGCACGCUGUUCAGCACACCACAGCCCCCACUUCAGCUGCAGGCAAAGUUCUGCCUCACUGCUGUGUUUGGACUCAGCCCCAAGAUUUGCUGGGCCCAUCCCAGAGGGUACGAAGUUCACUGGAACUGUGUUGACAUUGCUGGUACAUUUCUGUAUACUUCUUAAUACUUAGAUGGUUAGAGCUUGAGAUCAUGCUGACCUGAGAUGCUCUGCACAGGGCAGGAAAGAGGGGGAUAUUUACAGACUUGCAAGUGUUGUGAGAUAGAUCCUGUAUUUGUUCUUUGCUCAUACUUCCAGGUACUGAAAAACAAAGACUACAAACAAGCCUAUGUAUUGUAGUAUUUAUUUAGAUAGCAACACUGGUAUAUCAAAUAGCCCCACUUCUCUGAGGUGAUGAAAUAAAACUACACAGCAGGAAACCCAGCAUCUUACUACUUAGGGUUUUAGACUAAGCACGUGAGGCUUACAUCCCACCCCUCAUCAGAAUAUUGCAGGCGAUUAUAAAUAAUGGAAGCUGAGUACUUGCAUCUGGUCACAGAAAGGAAUCUGCCUGCAGGCGGAUGGAAGGAGAAGCCCCACAUUCAAGGAGCCCCAUAAGCUUGGCCCCCAUAAGCUGACCCCAGUUGUUGUGGUUGUGAGAACUCCUCCAUCAGAGGCCCUGCCCUCCGGCUCACUGUGCAGAAUGUGGCAGCACUGCCAUAUUCCUGCACUGCGCGAGCACCCCAAUCCGUUUCUAUUGGUAACAGUUCAUGGCACUGAUUAUCACAACGUUUCAGAAGUGCUAAUUAUCUUUUCUUGGUAAUGACUAAUAAAUCCGAAUGGAGAAUAGUCCUGGAGGGUGUUUACUUUAAAAUUCACUGGCUGAGAACCAAAGUAGGCACGGCACUGACUGCUGCAGCUUGAAUUGCAGCUACUCUAUCCCGGAGAAGUCCCAUCUUUUGGACUCCUUCAAGCACUGCAUGACACCAUUGCAGAGCAGUGCUGCCCCAACAGCCUCUCUGACACUGCACAAGGGGAGGCGCUCUUCCUUUGGCCCUUAAUGGGUGUUUCAUUCUCAGCAGUGCCACCCGAAUACUGUCAUCAUGGUUGUGGCUGUUGUUUUUCAAUAUAAUCAAACAGUUGUUCUUGUUGUAAGAUACUCUCAUCUGAUGAAUAAAACUGAUCCUGUGGAAAAAAAUAAAUAAAACUGCUCUUUGUGCAUA
Molecule: messenger RNA, 11462 nt
Organism: Coturnix japonica (Japanese quail)
Lineage: Eukaryota; Metazoa; Chordata; Aves; Galliformes; Phasianidae
Source: RefSeq, a predicted model, not a curated record